Oncorhynchus tshawytscha (Chinook salmon) is the source of this 3444-nucleotide messenger RNA. RefSeq names its product prickle-like protein 2. The record is from RefSeq and is a predicted model, not a curated record. The coding region runs from base 553 to 3279 and encodes 908 amino acids. The transcript is spliced from 9 exons. Lineage: Eukaryota; Metazoa; Chordata; Actinopteri; Salmoniformes; Salmonidae. Gene Ontology annotation, molecular function: zinc ion binding.
UCUCAGUGAGAGCCUGCUUGCCUAACUCUCAUUAGCGCUCACAGAAAGUUCAUAACACACAUGCCAUGCAUGUGAAGGAAGCCAACACAACCUGAAUGUGCUGAUCUGUUGUCGUAUUCUUCUCCCUUUACCUCUGAGCAGCCUUGAGGAGAGACACCACGCCUGGAGGAGAAAUAAAGAGAGAAAGAGAGAGAAUAACAGAGUGAGGGAGGGAGACUUGAGCUGGUGACAGAGCUUGCAGGCUCCAGUCGUGCCUCUCAUCUGUCUGCUGCUGCUGCGUUGCAGUCAGAGUCAGAGCCAGGGGCUGAGCUGAGCUGGUGUUUUUCUCAGUGAUCUACAGACAGACAGAGCAGUGAGCUGUAAGCUGUGAACAGUGCUGUACCUCUGCCACACCACUGCCAUGACAACACUGUGAGUGAAAAGAGAGAGUUCCUCCUGUCCACCACCUCUCUAAAGCUACAGCUGCGGAACCCUGCAGCCACAGACAGAUAAUUACAGAGUAAGACCUGUGUCUACUCUAAGUGUCCCAGUGAGGAGCAUGUGGUGAGGGCCAUGUCUCUGGAGAUGGAGAAGAGUGUCACUAAGUUGAUGUAUGACUUCCAGGGGAACUCUACCUCUGACGACGACUCAGGCUGCGCACUGGAGGAAUACGCCUGGGCGCCCCCUGGUCUAAGCCCUGAGCAGGUGCAUCAGUACUACGGUUCUCUACCUGAGGACAGGGUGCCGUAUGUGAACAGCCCAGGAGAGAAGCACCGCAUCAAACAGCUAAUUCACCAGCUGCCCCCGCACGACAACGAGGUCCGAUACUGCAACACACUGGACGACGAGGAGAAGAGGGAGCUCAAGCUCUUCAGUAACCAGAGAAAGAGGGACAACCUGGGAAGAGGCAAUGUCCGCCCCUUCCCCUUGUCCAUCAGUGGGGCCAUCUGUGAACAGUGUGGGGGCCAGAUAAAUGGACGGGACAUUGUGGUGUUUGCAUCGCGGGCAGGCCACGGCCUGGUGUGGCACCCUCACUGCUUCGUGUGCUGCAUGUGUGAGGAGCUCCUGGUGGACCUCAUCUACUUCCACCAAGAAGGGAAGAUCUACUGCGGCCGGCACCAUGCAGAGAGGCUCAAACCCCGCUGCUGUGCCUGUGAUGAGAUUAUCUUUGCUGAUGAGUGUACGGAGGCGGAGGGCAGGCAUUGGCACAUGAAACACUUCUGUUGCUAUGAGUGUGAGGCUCCGCUGGGCGGCCAGCGCUACAUCAUGAAGGAUGGACACCCACACUGUUGCAACUGCUUUGAGUCCCUCUACGCAGAGUACUGUGACGCCUGCGGUGAACACAUAGGCAUUGACCAGGGCCAAAUGACAUAUGACGGGCAGCACUGGCAUGCCACAGAGGAGUGUUUCUGCUGUGCCCGCUGUAAGCGCUCCCUCCUGGGGCGCCCCUUUCUGCCCAAACAGGGACAAAUCUACUGCUCACGCUCCUGCAGCGCCGGACAGGACCCAGAUGAAUCUGACUCCUCGGACUCGGCCUUCCAGAGUGCCCGCUCCCGUGAGUCCCGCCACAGCACCAAGAUCAUAAAACAGGAUCACCGAAAUACCGAGAAGGAGCGUCGCCAGCCAGCGCCCAUGCCUGACCGUCUGUCUGUCGAGGUGGACCCCCUGUCUAUCCAUAUGGACCGUCUGAGCCUUGGCUCCAUCCAGACACCCAGCCGAACCCCCAGUCGCACCCCAAGCCGCACUCCUAGUCUCAACCAGGUGUGGAUGAGCCGGGACGAACCUUACCCCCCAGCAUACGAGGCAGCCUACGAGGCAGCCUAUGAGGGCUCCCCGCGGGACCCCUCUCCAACCCCCACGCCCCUGCUCCUGGGCCCGUGUAACCCCAGGCUGGGCUACAGUCCCAGCCCCAAACUCCACCCCCCAACCCAGAGCUCUGGCAACCCAGGGAAGAGGCCUGAGUCCAGGGCUAAAGAGCAGGGCAACACCAAGAGGACGCCCAUGGCGGCAUUGAGGGGCCAAUCCUUCCAGGACAACUGGAUCCACCACAGCCAGGACGAGUUCCGGCCACCCAAGCUGAGGACCCAGAUGAGUUUUAACGAGGUGUCCAGCCAAGGCCAGGGCUUCUCAGACAAGAGGAGCAUCAGCAUGCAUGGCUUCCAGAGGGACAGCAGGCCCCCCCUGACCAGGAACACCAUGAGCAACGGCAUUAGCUUCACAGAGCCCCUCACCCCUCUGGAACAAACCCCCCGAGGAUCCAUGGAGUCUCUGGCCCUGUCCAACGCUACAGGUAACUCUCUGGAUGGAGUCAAUAAGCGUCAGGAGCACCUGUCCAGGUUCUCCAUGCCAGACCUUAGUAAGGAUUCUGGGAUGAAUGUGUCUGAGAAGAGCAACAUGGGGACACUGGGUUCCCCUCUCCAGUUCCGCAGCUCUGAGUCCCUGACCUCCUCUCGGCCGUACAGGAACCUGAAUGCGCCCGUGCAGGUGGGGUACCCCCUGGGGUACUGGGACGCCCCCCAGCCUCUGGCCUUUGAGGGUAAAGGUCGUGUGGCCCUGAUGGGGAGUAGUGGCAACCUCCGCAUGCCCCCCAUGAUUGACAGGACACCUCGUCGUCGGCCCAAUGAGCCAGAGCCCAUACGGCAACAACAACUACCAACACAACCACGGCGACGGAAACACCGCGGCAACGGUAAUGAUGGAAACGGCAACCACCGCAACAGCGGUCGCCACCACCGGCGCUCUCGACGCUCACGCUCUGACAACGCCCUCCACCUGGCGGCCGACCGGGCAAAUCACAUGAUGGAACCACCACACCGUCGCAUUCAGGAGGACUACGACCGUUUCCCCGCAGGCCGCACUGCCCGGGACCUGUUUGGGGUUGGGGGCAUGGGUGGUUACAGACAACAGCCUUAUAGACCCUGCCCUCGCACCACCUCAGAUCUCACCCUGCACAAUGCAGCGGGGGGCGGGGGGAUUCAGCCGCUGGGCCUGGGGGGGCCAUACUGUGGUGGAGAUGGGUACGGGGAGGGGGCAGACCCCUGGUGCUCCAGCUGCUCCUCGUCCUCUGAGUCUGAAGAAGAUGAGGGGUACUUCCUGGGUGAGCCCAUCCCCAGACCUAUCCAGCUACGCUACCUCAACAAUGAGGAGCUGCGCCACAGAUACAGCCCUACAGGAGUGGGAGGAAUGGGGGGCCACCAUGGACCCAUACAUGGACCCCUACAUGGAGGAAACCACGGGCAGCUGCACGGACAGCUACAAAUGCGCCAGAGGAGGAAGAGCAAGAACUGCACCAUCUCAUAGAGAGUGGAAGGGGAAAAAGACAGAGAAAGGGAGUGGGAGGGAGACAGAGAAAAAUUAAGUGAGAGAGCGAGUAUGUGAAAGAGUGUAUGUGUAUGUGUCAGAGAGAGAGAGAGAGAGAGACAUAUAUAUUUGAUGUGUGUAAGUUAUACAACUGGCUCUGUGCGU